Molecule: messenger RNA, 4401 nt
Organism: Doryrhamphus excisus (bluestripe pipefish)
Lineage: Eukaryota; Metazoa; Chordata; Actinopteri; Syngnathiformes; Syngnathidae
Product: CAP-Gly domain-containing linker protein 4
Biological process (GO): cytoplasmic microtubule organization
Cellular component (GO): microtubule plus-end; cell cortex; nucleus
Molecular function (GO): microtubule plus-end binding
Source: RefSeq, a predicted model, not a curated record
CUUCCUUAGCUGUAUAGCAUGAGAGGGAAUGGAUGAACAUUCUAUUUCCCAUCACAUAUAUCUCAUCUCUCUGUAUUAAGCCGCCGGCCUUGAGAGGGAGAUGACAAAAGAGGAUGUUUCAGUGCCCGUGGAAGGAGAUUCUACACUGGGUUCCCGCAAUAGAGUUUCUCCUCAUCAGCGGCCAGUCAUCCACCAGGUUUCCUCUGCACCCAUGCCCAACGACUGUGAAUUCUCCUUUUUCGACCCAAACGAGCCACAAUGCAAGGAGGUUCUGCAAGAUCCCAGCACCACCAUACCGGAAUUGUUUGCUGUUCUUCGGCAAUGGGUUCCCCAGGUUCAGAAAAACAUCGACCUGAUUGGCAACGAGAUCAUCAAGAGAGGCUGUGGUGUAAAUGAUCGAGAUGGUCUGACAGACAUGAGCCUUCUGCACUACUGCUGCAAGGCAGGGGCCCCAGGCAUUGGUGAUGCAUAUAUAGCAGCUGGUUUUGCCCGCCACCUUCUGGCCCUGGGUGCAGAUCCUAAUCUUCGCUCCCGCUGGACAAACAUGAGGGCUCUGCAUUAUGCUGCUUACUUUGAUGUGCCCCAGCUUAUUCGGGUGGUACUACAGGCGUCUCAGCCUGGAGAUGUAGAUGCGACCUGCAGUGACUUUGACUUUGGCACCGCCUUGCACAUUGCAGCAUCCAACCUGUGUACAUCAGCUGUCACAUGCCUUUUGGAGCUAGGAGCUAAUCCUGCUUUCAAGGACGAUAAAGGCCAGUACCCAGUUGAUGUCGUUCCUGACCCGCUCAACAUGCCCUUGGAGAUGGCGGAUGCUGCCACCUCGGCCAAAGAGCUCAGCACUUUACUCAGACAGGCAUUGCCACAGCCCAGUUUCUUGUCAUGUACAUUGCAAGUCCAGCCCCCUCCUCUUCAUGAAAAGGCCAGGACACAGCUUGCUUCCAUGGGAAUCCGACUCGGUGACCGUGUGACGAUAGCUGGAAAGAAGGUUGGAACCCUGCGAUUUUGCGGUAGCACAGAGUUCUCUGAAGGGCUUUGGGCUGGAGUGGAGCUGGACAAACCAGAGGGGAAGAAUGAUGGUUCUGUAGCAGGCGUCCAGUAUUUUACCUGUCAAAUCAAAUAUGGAGUAUUUGCUCCUCUCUCCAAGAUAAGCAAACCUGCGGAAAGAUGUAAAACAAGUACCAGCAAAGACUCCACACCUGUACGCCUCCAUCGUCGCAUUCCUUCCAAGAUUAACACAGCGAUGGGCACUGUCUCCCAAUCACUGUCUUCCUCAUCAUCCUCGCUUGAUUCCCGUCAUGGACGACGUAUGCGACCACAUGCCAAGAAGCGUCUUUCUGCCAGGCAGCAAUGGGAACAUGUUUCUCAGAGUCCCCGUACCACACCGUCCCCAAGCCUCCGUGCUUCUCCUGGCGUGGCUGCAACAGGAAGUCUUCGUAGCCGAACCCCCUCUGCUAGUAGCUCUGUGUGCAGGGGCUCUAAUGUGCACCUGGGGGACAGAGUGCUGGUCGUUGGCCAGAGGACCGGCAUAGUCCAUUACGGUGGGAAGACGAGCUUUGCUCCAGGGUUCUGGUUUGGAAUUGCACUUGACACACCCAGUGGGAAAAACGAUGGCUCAGUGGGUGGAGUGAGAUACUUUAGCUGCCCACCAAGACACGGAGUAUUUGCUCCUCCAUCUCGUGUUCAAAGGAUUCAUGGAUCUGUUGAUUGCCUCUCAGAGCUGUCCUCAUCGCAUCUCAAUCGUCCUUUCAGCGGGGCGAUCCGUCGCAGUUUAAGCACAUCAUCCACCAUUGCUGCACCGAAGGAAACAAGCAAAAGAAACCCUGUUACCAGGAGUCGUUCCAACCCUCAUCGCCGACGCUGGAACACCCUGAGUAGCGGCAGCAGCAGCGUCACGGCCAGUACUGCAGGGACCGUCUACAGUUCUGACAGCCAGGUCCGCCUUCAUGUGGGCAUGCAGGUCCUGUUGAACAGUGCCAAUGAGAUGGCCUCCAUCCGUUACUUGGGCACGGCUGACUUUGCCCCCGGUCAAUGGCUGGGUCUAGAGCUCCGAAGCCCCAAGGGAAAGAAUGACGGCUCUGUUGGCGGGCGCCGCUACUUCACCUGCCGCCCUGGCCACGGCGUGCUUGUCCGUCCGAGCCGUGUCACCUAUCGUGGCAUCAACGGUUCCCGUCUGGUGGAUGAAAACAGUUGAGAAAAUUAAUUUUUCCAGCACUACUCCAGGUACACGUACAGUGACAUCUGCUGUUUAAGCAAACGAUAAGUUGUCCAUUUAUCGAUGCUCGAUUUUUCCUUUUGCACUGCUUUUAUGUGGAAUAUGUGGGUUUAAACAGAGACAUAAAUAAUGCACUCAAUUCAAUUCCCUUUUGAAUACACAACAGCAGUAAGUGGUCGAGGGAAUAAGAGACAAAGGAUUGCACUACUUUUAAUAAUUAGAACAUACUAUAUUUAGCAGUUUUGAACUAAAGAUAACUGUAGGAUGAUAUAAGUACAUUCCCCUAACAAGAAGUGUAUAGAUACAAGAGGGUAAUUCGAUUAUUUUUUCCCACGGCUGUUAUGUUUUACACAUAAUUGGUGGGUGUGAAGUCAAUCGAUUCCUCCACUCCAAUAACGUCAGACCAACAAAAUAUAUCAACAUUGUGUUCAUUGUUCAACCUGUCAAACAACGAUAACAACGACCGAGCUGGCAGAGCUUUUGCUUUUGUUCUCUGCACUCCGUCUUUGAUUACUAAAAUAGAAUCUCACAUUUUGUUUGGAAAUUUCACUUUCAAAUUCAACCAGCUAACAUGUAACAUUUCUUUAAAUGAUGCAUAUUUUUACACGUCAUUUCUUUAUGUACAAUAACAUAUUUUUAUACAAUUACAUAUUACACUACCAAGGGCGGCACGGUGGUCGAGUGGUUAGCACGCAGACCUCACAGCUAGGAGACCAGGGUUCAAUUCCACCCUCGGCCAUCUCUGUGUGGAGUUUGCAUGUUCUCCCCGUGCAUGCGUGCACUCCAAAUUGUCCAUCGGUAUGAAUGUGAGUGUGAAUGGUUGUUUGUCUAUAUGUUGCUCUGUGGUUGGCUGGCGACCAGCCAAGGGUGUACCCCGCCUCUCGCCCAAAGACAGCUGGGAUAGGCUCCAGCGACCCUCGUGAGGAAAAGCUGUAGAAAAUGAAUGAAUGAAUUACACUACCAGUCCAGAAAAAAAAGAAGAUACCCAAUUUGGAAAUGCUUGCGUGCAUUUCAUUAGACCACGGUUGGGCAAACUGCAGCCCGCGGGCCACAUUAGGCCCACUAAGCAUCUUAAUCCGGCCUACCGGGCAAUUCCAAACUUUUUAAACCUUUAAGAGCGAAAAUGUAGCCAGCAACAUGACUUGCAGCGCUAUUGUGGCACGCUUGAGUUGCCAGAAGGGUUGGAAGCAAUCUGUAGCUUGUACAAAAAAAGCAAUCCAAAACACACAUAGGAGUUAACAUACGCUUGAUAGCCAGUGUUUUAUUGUUCAUAAUUCUUAUUAAUGUUGCAGCUGGACUACCCAACAUGCCUUGCGGGCAUUCUGAAAUAGAUGUCACGCGAGUCAAAAUGUUUUCCCACCCUGCAAUAGACAAUACCAAUAUGUUAGCACCGAAUGAGGCAUAACUGUAUUAGAUAAGUCAAACAGCUUGUGAAGAAACACUUAAUCGUUAAGUUUUGAAGUUGAACAGGGUACUUUCCUCUUUUAUUAGAGCUGUCAGGGUAUAUUUGCAGAGAACAAGUGGUCCAUUGUGUGUGUGCAACAGAUCGUCUAUUUAGUAAAACGCUCAUGUAUCAUCCAAUUAGGAUGUGUAGGCCACAAUAGUAGCAAGAGAAUCUUCAGCUGUGUUCUGCCAUUAAUCUGUCUGGUCUGGCUCACUGCAAUUCAAAACAAUUGGGCUUCAAAACCAAUGAUUGGCCGACUCAUCUUUUACAUGUUUUUUUUUUUUAAAGCAUAUUAAAAUUCUACAAAUGAGGCACAUUCUUACCUAAAGAUGCAAGAGCUUCAUGUGUAAAAAUAAGUGCAAACAUCUUCAAUUUCAAGAAGGCACAUACAGUAAUACAUUGCUUGUAUUGAUCCAUGAAAGGUCCAUUUAAUAUUUCUUUUGAAGCAACAAAGUUGUGUACUGCUACAAAUCGAAUUAAUUAAAGCAAGCAUUUAUUUGACUGUAGUCUAUACUACAUAAUCAACUGCUUUACUUAAAUAAUUCCAUCUCCAAUAGUUAUGACAGUUGCCAUUUUGUUUUGUUGAGGUUUUAAUGUUUGAUGGAAGCAUGAAUGCAUUGAAGCACUGUUUGAUAUCAAUUUACAAAAUAAUAUUUGCAAAAAAGUGAAAUAAAGCCAACAAUAACGUCAAUGAUUCUUUGACUCUGGCUUUGUCAUGAACUAUGUUGCCAUAUAAUUAACAUUA